AGGAAGUGUUUGAGGAAGAGGCUCCGGGCCGGGUGUGUGGAGAUUGCCCGCGCUCGUUCAUGUCUGCCGCGGGAGGGGGUGUCCCAGCGCGCAGUCUGGCCGCCCCCGUCCUGGCCCCGCGGCCCCACCGGCAGGGUUAGCAGGGCAUCAGGAUGAGCUGGUCACCUUCCCUGCCAACCCAGACAUGUGGGGCCUGGGAGAUGAAAGAACGACUUGGCACUGGGGGAUUUGGAAAUGUCAUCAGGUGGCACAAUCAGGAGACGGGCGAGCAGAUUGCCAUCAAGCAGUGCCGCCAAGAGCUUAGCCCACGGAACCGAGACCGCUGGUGCCUAGAAAUCCAGAUCAUGAGAAGGCUGAACCAUCCCAAUGUGGUGGCUGCCCGGGAUGUCCCAGAGGGGAUGCAGAACUUAGCACCCAAUGAUUUACCUCUGUUGGCUAUGGAGUACUGCCAAGGAGGAGAUCUUCGAAAGUAUCUGAACCAGUUUGAGAACUGUUGUGGCCUACGGGAAGGAGACAUCCUCACCCUGCUGAGUGACAUUGCAUCUGCUCUUAGAUACCUUCAUGAAAACAGAAUCAUCCAUCGAGAUCUGAAGCCAGAAAACAUUGUUCUGCAGCAAGGAGAGCAAAGAUUAAUACACAAAAUUAUUGACCUAGGCUAUGCCAAGGAACUGGAUCAGGGCAGUCUGUGUACUUCGUUUGUGGGAACCCUACAGUACCUGGCCCCUGAGCUGCUGGAGCAGCAGAAGUACACUGUGACCGUGGACUACUGGAGCUUUGGCACCUUGGCCUUCGAGUGCAUCACUGGCUUCCGGCCGUUCCUCCCCAACUGGCAGCCUGUGCAGUGGCAUUCCAAAGUCCGGCAGAAGAGUGAAAUGGACAUCGUUGUUAGUGAAGACUUGAAUGGAACAGUGAAAUUUUCAAGUUCAUUACCCUACCCCAAUAAUCUCAACAGUGUCCUGGCUGAGCGUCUGGAGAAGUGGCUGCAGCUGAUGCUUAUGUGGCACCCCAGACAAAGGGGCACAGACCCCCAGUACGGUCCCAAUGGCUGCUUCAAGGCACUGGAUGACAUCCUGAACUUGAAACUGGUUCAUAUUUUGAACAUGGUCACAGGCACCAUUCACACCUACCCUGUGACGGAAGACGAGAGUCUGCAGAGCCUAAAGGCAAGAAUCCAGGAAGACACGGGAAUCCUGGAGAAGGAUCAAGAGCUGUUGCAAGAGGCAGGUCUGGCAUUGCUCCCUGACAAGCCUGCUACUCAGUGUACCUCAGAGGGCAAGCUAAACGAGGGCCACACACUGGACAUGGAUCUUGUCUUUCUCUUUGACAACAGUAAAAUCACCUAUGAGACUCAGAUCACCCCACGGCCCCAACCUGAAAGUGUCAGCUGUAUCCUUCAGGAACCCAGGCGAAACCUCCCUUUCUUCCAGCUGAGGAAGGUAUGGGGCCAAGUCUGGCACAGCAUGCAAACCCUGAAGGAGGACUGCAACCGGCUACAGCAAGGACAGCGAGCUGCCAUGAUGAAUCUCCUUCGGAAUAACAGCUGCCUCUCCAAAAUGAAGAACUCCAUGGCCUCCAUGGCUCAGCAGCUCAAAGCCAAGUUGGAUUUCUUUAAAACCAGCAUCCAGAUUGACCUGGAGAAGUAUAGUGAGCAGACUGAGUUUGGGAUCACAUCAGAUAAACUGCUGCUGGCCUGGAGGGAAAUGGAACAGGCUGUGGAGCUGUGUGGGCGGGAAAACGAAGUAAAGCAUUUGGUGGAGCGGAUGAUGGCACUGCAGACUGACAUCGUGGACUUACAGCGGAGCCCAAUGGGUCGGAAGCAGGGAGGCACACUGGAUGACCUAGAGGAGCAAGCAAGGGAACUCUACAGGAGACUAAGGGAAAGGCCAAGAGACCAGCGAACAGAUGGCGACAGUCAAGAAAUGGUACGGCUGCUACUUCAAGCAAUCCAAAGCUUCGAGAAGAAAGUACGAGUGAUCUAUACGCAGCUCAGUAAAACCGUGGUUUGCAAGCAGAAGGCUCUGGAAUUGCUGCCCAAGGUGGAAGAGGUAGUGAGUUUAAUGAAUGAGGAUGAGAAGACUGUCGUCCGGCUUCAGGAGAAGCGGCAGAAGGAGCUCUGGAACCUCCUGAAGAUUGCAUGUAGCAAGGUCCGGGGUCCUGUCAGCGGAAGCCCAGACAGCAUGAAUACCUCUCGACUCAGUCACCCUGGGCAGCUAAUGUCCCAGAGUUCCACUGCCUGCGAAAGUGCACCUCAGUCAGCCCAGAAAAGUGAGGAGCUACUGGCUGAAGCACAUACUCUCUACACCCAGCUUGAAAGUGCCCUGCAAGAGACCGUGAAGGGGCAGCACCAGAGUUUCAUGACUUUGGACUGGAGCUGGUUACAGAUGGAAGAUGAAGAACAGGGUGGCCUGGAACAGGCCUUGUGACUGAAGCCUCACCUGGCCCUUCCUUGGCUCUCCCCUGGUGGCUCUUGCCAUGAUGAUGUCCCAGUAGUCUCCAGCAUCUAGAAAGAGACCUCACUCCCCCAGCAGCUGGGAUGUUCACCCUGGAUCAGAACUGUGCCAUCGCCAGGCUGUUGCUGGCUCUGUCUGCACACGGGAAGCCCUCCAUCACAAAGGCCAAGUGAACCCAGAUAAGAGAAUGUGGGGAAAUGCCUUCACAGCUGCUUCCUUUGCUGUGAGAACAGUGCCGAGUACAGCUUGCCAUACAGACACUGGACAAAUGUCUGCCGUUGAAUGUUUCAGCAUAGCUGCCCUCCUGUCCUGUCUGGACUCCAGGAGGUCCUGAUCUGCCUGUCUUCCCUCUCCUUACAGCUAGGACUUCAUGUGGAUCUAGCCUCUCUCAGACUUUUAGUGGUAGGUUUGGCAGCCCCGUCCACUUUGCUUGUUUCCUUUUCAUCGCUGCUAAAUCUGAUUUUAUCCACUGUGCUAGUGAUUGUUUGGCACACGACUUUGAGUGAGUUAUAUUCAUGCCCAGCUCCUGCUGUCUGCUGUCUGGAAGCCACAGUGACUCACAGAGCCAGAUGGGAAGAGCAGCAACCUUCUUUUGAGUCCCAAGGAUUUCCUGAGAGUCAGUUGUCAUAGGGAAGAUGGCAUGGUGUGGUGGGUGCCAGCUGCUAGGCUGCUGAACACCAUGCUGCACCUCGACGCCCGUCACAUCCACCUGUGUGUGCUGAUGGGGUGGGGUUGCCACCACUCACAUCAGCUUAGCUAUAUUAUUGAAUUGGUUUAUUUUAAACAUUGUCUCUAUAUUUUGUAACAUGAUUCAAAUGUGUAUUCUAGGCUCUACAGUUUUAUUUGUACCAUACUCAUGGUUAGAACUUGUGCAGUCAAAAUCCAACAUAAUGGAAAAUUACCUGUAUAAUAAGUAGUGCAGUAUGAUUGUUGCUCCAACAUCACAUAAACUUGGGUGCGUGCAUGCAUGUACACAUGCGCAAAAAGCAAAGCAAGCUCUGGUUCUUAUAAGCAGGUGCAUUUGGAGAAGAAAAUUAGAGCAUAGGAAUUUCACCAAGUGGCUGCAGUGGAUAUAGGAAACAGUCCCCGGUCAAGAAUGGGAAAUGCUUUAGGCUGUAAUUCAUUCAUCUUAUAGAUUCACACAGUGCACUGGAAAGUAUCUGAAAAAAAUCUUACAAUAAAGAUGCUAGCUUAACACUAUAUAAAUCCACUGCUAACCAACAUAAUUUGAUCAUAGAACUCUACCUCCCCUCCCUCAUACUCGUUUAAUGUUGAUCAACAUCUAGAAUACCUAGAGUUUGAGAACAUGAUUUUAUAAACCUGGAAAGGAGACAAAAUAGGAAAUAAGAUUAAAAUUACAUGGCUAGAACAA
This is a messenger RNA of Jaculus jaculus (lesser Egyptian jerboa), 3822 nucleotides long. RefSeq names its product inhibitor of nuclear factor kappa B kinase subunit beta (gene Ikbkb). Gene Ontology annotation, cellular component: cytoplasm; IkappaB kinase complex. Lineage: Eukaryota; Metazoa; Chordata; Mammalia; Rodentia; Dipodidae. Gene Ontology annotation, molecular function: ATP binding; IkappaB kinase activity. The record is from RefSeq and is a predicted model, not a curated record. The transcript has 22 exons. Bases 153 to 2423 code for a protein of 756 amino acids. Gene Ontology annotation, biological process: tumor necrosis factor-mediated signaling pathway; positive regulation of transcription by RNA polymerase II; peptidyl-serine phosphorylation.